Messenger RNA from Tripterygium wilfordii, 960 nucleotides. RefSeq names its product protein REDOX 2-like. Lineage: Eukaryota; Viridiplantae; Streptophyta; Magnoliopsida; Celastrales; Celastraceae. Gene Ontology annotation, molecular function: aldose reductase (NADPH) activity. The transcript has 3 exons. Gene Ontology annotation, cellular component: cytosol. The record is from RefSeq and is a predicted model, not a curated record. The coding region runs from base 1 to 960 and encodes 319 amino acids.
AUGGAAGCAAUGAAAAUCCUAGAAAUAACACUGAGUUCAGGCCAUAAGAUGCCUGGAAUAGGAAUGGGGACCGUGCCACAUCCGCUUCCUCCUUCGGACAGCAGCAUAGUCCCAACCUUAAUCGAGGCGAUUAAGAUUGGCUACCGACAUUUCGACACUGCAGCUAUCUAUGGAUCUGAAGAAUCCGUAGGCCUUGCCGUGAAACAGGCAGUAGAACAAGGCCUGAUAAAGAGUCGCGAAGAGAUGUUCAUUACUUCAAAGCUCUGGUGCACUGAUGCUCAUCCAGACCAUGUACUCCCAGCACUCAACCGCACAUUACAGAGGCUAGGCAUGGAGUGUGUGGAUCUUUAUCUGAUCCAUUGGCCUGCAAGACUGAAAGAAGGAAGCCCCCGCUUCGAUUUUCCGAAAGAAAACAUACUUCCAUUUGAUCUCAUAGGAACAUGGAAGGCCAUGGAGGAGUGUUCCAGGUUGGGGUUAGCCAAGUCUAUUGGAGUCAGCAAUCAUGGACCCAAAAAGCUCUCUCAAAUCCUUCAACAUGCUACCAUCCCUCCUGCUGUCAAUCAGGUGGAAAUGCAUGUUGCAAGGCAACAACAGGAGUUGCUGCAGUUUUGCAAAGACAAAGCCAUACAUCUCACUGCAUGGUCUCCUUUGAGUGCAAAUGGAGCUUUCUGGGGUUCACUUUCAGUAAUGGAGAGUCCAAUUCUCAAGGAAAUAGCAGCCGCAAAACACAAAAGUGUAGCUCAGGUUGCACUGAGAUGGAUAUACCAACAAGGAGCAAGUUUCAUAGUGAAGAGCUUUAACAGCAAGAGGAUGAGAGAGAAUCUUCAAAUCCUUGACUUUGAACUAAGCCAGGAAGAAGUUGAAAAGAUCAAGCAAGUUCCACAACACAAGCCUUUUGCAGGAGAAUGGUUGGUUUACAAAGAUGGCCCCUACAAGUCACUGGAGGAAGUCUGGGAAUAG